Molecule: messenger RNA, 2690 nt
Organism: Cicer arietinum (chickpea)
Lineage: Eukaryota; Viridiplantae; Streptophyta; Magnoliopsida; Fabales; Fabaceae
Source: RefSeq, a predicted model, not a curated record
UAGAUGUUGGAGAGGGAGGUAAUAAUGAAAAGCUUUCCCGCCAAAGAAUAUAGCGCGGGUGUGGGUCUGUAGAAAACGAAGAGUUGUGUUGUGUAUUAUAUGAAGUGGUAAUAGUAGAGACUCAGAGAAGAGAAAGAGAAAGAGAAAGAGAAAUGGGAAUUCACGGUCUAUUACCGCUACUCAAAUCGAUAAUGGUCCCAAUUCACAUCAAAGACCUUCACGACUGUUCUGUUGCUAUCGACACCUAUUCUUGGCUCCACAAAGGCGCCCUUUCUUGCAGCACCGACCUUUGUAAAGGAAUCCCCACUUCUAGGCACAUUGAUUAUUGUAUGCAUAGAGUGAAUUUGCUGCGACAUUAUGGUGUUAAACCUAUUCUCGUAUUUGAUGGAGGUCUUCUACCAAUGAAGGGUGAUCAAGAGAACAAGCGUGCUAGGGCUAGAAAGGAUAAUCUUGAACGUGCAGUUGAACAUGAAUCAAAUGGAAAUUCUUCUGCUGCCUAUGAGUGCUACCAGAAAGCUCUUGAUAUUUCGCCUCUUAUUGCGCGAGAACUAAUUCAGGUAUUGAAGCAGGAGAAUGUGCAGUAUGUUGUUGCUCCUUACGAGGCAGAUGCCCAGAUGACAUUCUUGGCAAUUAGCAGACAGGUUGAUGCAGUUAUAACCGAAGACUCCGAUCUUAUACCAUUUGGUUGCCCAAGAAUUAUCUUUAAAAUGGACAAGUUUGGUCAAGGUGUUCAGUUUGAGUAUUCCAUGCUACAAAAGAAUAAGGAGCUAAAUUUUGAAGGGUUCAACAGACAAAUGCUUCUUGAAAUGUGUAUACUGAGUGGCUGUGACUAUCUUCAGUCCUUGCCAGGUAUGGGUCUCAAAAAGGCUCAUGCAAGCAUUAAAAGAUUUAAAAGUUAUGACAAGGUUCUCAAGCACUUGAGAUACAGUGGUGUUUCGGUACCUCCCUUUUAUGAAGAGUCAUUCAGGAAGGCUAUACUUACUUUUCAAUAUCAACGGGUUUACGAUCCAGUUAGUGAUAAUAUAGUCCAUUUGUCUAAUAUACCCGAUGAUAUUGGUGAUGAAUUAGACUUUUUAGGCCCACCCUUGCCAAAAAAUAUAGCACAAGGAAUAGCAGAAGGAGAUCUUGAUCCAAUUACUAAAUUACCAUUCGAGGGAGAUAAAUUUGUUGCCAGAUUGGAAAUUGCAGCAACUUGUCAAUUCAAAACACUUAAUUCUGAAAGGGCGAAGAAAAGGAUUGAUCUGCCUGUGCAGAAGAAUCUCUUGACCAAGUAUUUUUGUAUUGCAUCUCUUGAAGCAAAAAGGGAAUUCAGAGCGCCUCGGAUGUCACCUAAUACUGCUAAUCAAAGUACUCUGAUUUCCUCUUCUGUCAAUUCUCCAGAACAUCAGACUUUAGAAGCUUCUGUUAGUGAAAUAAUGAACUCUGGUGCAUCCAUAGCAGACUCCAAGAACUGUGGCAGAGGCCCUCCUCCUAAUAGCUAUAUUGAAAACAGUUUUGACGCCAAAACUUCAGAGCUCAUAGAAUCACCAUAUCAUGUAUCUAUGGCAGGAGAAAAGAAGAGAAGUCCUGAUCAUACAAUAUUGAGACAGCCCAGGCUGCCAAUUCAUAAACCUUGUCUGGGGUCGCAUAAGGAGCAUGAGCUCACAAAUGUCCAAAACAAAGUCGAAGGAAAAACGAAGGAGGCAAAAAGAAAGGUAAUUGUAAGGAGUCCUUAUUUUCAGCAGAAGCUAGUAGAAAACAAUGCUUGUGAUGAGAAACAAGAGCAGCUGCCCUCUGGCAUCGCCAUUGGUGAGAGAAAAAAUGCCAUAUCUGGCCGUGAUUUAUGUAACAAUCAUUUGAAGAAUAAAGACUUGAAAAGGAAAGUCUCCCCUAAUGACAGUAUUCAAAGUGAAAAUGUACUGGCCAGGCAAAUGCAUCCUACUUCAUCUACUCAUGAUAACGGUUGCUCUGAUCACAAUGAUGAUGGACCAUUCAAAGAGAAUAGUGCUGCAGAAGAAAAUUUUGGGACAAACAUUUCCCAUUUAAGACAUUAUUCAGAAGUAGCUGAGAAGUCUUUGGAAAGAUUUGCCUCUGUAAUAUCGUCUUUUAAAUAUACUUCUGGCUCUCGUGUCAGCGGUCUUCGUGCUCCUCUGAAUGAUGUUCGCAACACCCGUAAUAAUAGGCCAACAGCUGUGGACUUGAGCCAAUAUGCUUAUGUGCCAAAACCAACAAAGACUAGAAGAACAGCUCCUGGUAUUCACAACACUCGGAAUAAUAGGCCAACAGCUGCAGACUUGAGCCAAUAUGCAUAUGUGCCAAAACAAAGACUAGAAGAAUAGCUAUCGGAAAUUAAUUCAAAUUGUUUAACAAGAACUUUCCAGACUUGAUUGAGGUUUAUGCCAUCCUUCGGAAACCAUUCUUUCCUAGCCAGGACCUUUAUUGAGUUAAUUCUUAUUUGGCAGCUGUAAAUUGUAUUUUUGAUGCAAACACUAAUUUACUUGGGAUUUGGGAAUUAGUUGUCUUGAUGUAUUCUUCAUAUAAUACCACACCCAGGGCAAACUUGGGUUGAGUUGCGUUAUUAAACAGUAGAAGCUUUGGUUAGGCGGUCAUCUUCGGUACUAGUUGUAUAUCACGAAUAAUUGUUUGUCGUAUGCUUCGUAUAUUUCAUUUAUUGAUACUAAUUGGAAAAUAGAAAUAUUAAUUUUCUGUCA